This is a messenger RNA of Monomorium pharaonis (pharaoh ant), 3501 nucleotides long. It is a transcript of the gene mino, whose product is annotated as glycerol-3-phosphate acyltransferase 1, mitochondrial. The record is from RefSeq and is a predicted model, not a curated record. Gene Ontology annotation, cellular component: mitochondrial membrane. The transcript has 12 exons. Bases 762 to 3083 code for a protein of 773 amino acids. NCBI's taxonomy places the organism in Eukaryota, Metazoa, Arthropoda, Insecta, Hymenoptera, Formicidae.
UAUAAGGUUUAUUAUGACUUUAUUUAAAAAAUGUAGAUUUUAUGUUUAAAUAAGUGGAAGAUAUAGUUUAUUCUUAGAAUCAAUUAGGUGUAAUACGUUUAUUUAAUUAGAAGUCAGUCUACACUCUAGUGUGACUAUCUGUGCUUCUGUGAGACUAUCUUAUUAUAUAUUAGAAUGCCGUUUAGGAUCCAAAGUAAUGGUAGUAAUUAUUCUGUACAUGAGAACCGUUACAUUUUGAUUCGCAAAAACAAUGCACGUCGUAAUAAUCUUAUCGUCGCAAUUACAAAUAUCAUAUGUAAGAGAAAUUGUUGGCGUUUUAGAUUGCGAGAAAAGUUCCUGUAUCGUCAGAUAACACAUAGGUCAUCUACUAAAAAUACAUUCAACCAAAGUUAUUCGGCCAAAUAUCUUCUCAGUCUCUUAACUAUACGAAAUCGCGAAUUUUAUGGACAAAUCUUCGCGCACUUUUCUUAAUGUUGUUUUCCGUUUCCUACAAUAAAUCCGCAUUAAUCGUGUCGCUAGUUGUGCCUGAAAAUCGCAGAGUGUUUGCAAGUCGUUCGCACCUUUACACCUACGAUCGUGAUCUAUUUUUGGUACGACAGAAACUAACGGUGUGGGAGAGCACACAACUUGUGACGACGACGCAAAUAAGUCGCUUAAGAACCGAUCGUCUUUAAAGAUCUAAUUGAUUCCUUAGCAAAAUCUUCCUUAACGCAAUUAUUUAGUUUACGCGAAACACCGAUAAGUAUGUGUUUGAUGUUCUGAUGAUAAGAGACAUGAGUGAGGAAUCACGUGGAUUCUUAUCACGCUGGUGGCGUAUUGUUAUUAUUCGUGGGUAUCCAAAAAAUGAUACGUUAGUAAAAUCGGUGCUCAAACAGCAGCAGCAACAACCAUACGGUGUAAACUUACUGUUAGUAAAACCAGGCUCCACUCUUUUCUCGAAAGUAUUCAACUAUGUGUCCUGUGUCUUGAGCUUUAAGAGAUAUGACUAUCCGAUGGUCACGGAAACGGUUCUGAACGAUGAGAAAUUGAAAGAGGCUAUCAAGCUAACCGCAUUGGAGACGGUCAAUAAUGAGGGUUGCAGCGAGGAAAAAGCUCUUGCGAAAGCGAAAGCUAGGGCGAAGAGCAUAUUGCUGCAAAUGGAGAGCCGAUGUAGCGACACUCUUCUCAAGAUAGUCGCCUGGCUGGUAUACAAACUGUUGCCCCGUUUCAUACAAUCUGCCGUCGUGUUGCCUUCUCAAAUAGAGCUGUUGAAGCAAGCGGACAAUACUGGUCUGCCAAUGAUACUGCUGCCCCUUCACCGCAGCCACUUGGACUACACAAUGAUCAGCUUCCUUAUGGUAGUGAAUAACAUAAGAAAUCCGUUAAUUGCAGCAGGAGACAAUUUAAAAAUUCCAUUUUUUGGAUGGCUUCUGAGAGGUCUAGGUGCCUUUUUCAUUAAACGUCGUAUCGAUCCGGUAGCGGGACGCAAGGAUUUUCUCUACCGCGCGACACUUCAAACGUACAUCAUGGAGAGUCUUCGUGCCGGACAUAACAUAGAAUUCUUCGUGGAAGGUGGCCGCACAAGAACCGGCAAACCUUGCAUGCCCAAGAGCGGUAUCCUGAGCGUCAUCGUCGAUGCGUACAUAGAUGGCACUAUUGAGGACGCGUUUCUGAUACCUGUUGCGAUCAAUUACGAACGACUAGUGGACGGAAAUUUCGUUAGAGAACAACUGGGGCAGCCAAAGAAAAUGGAGACUUUUAUGUCGACGAUCAAAGGCAUGUGGUCAACAUUAAUGGGCCAUUACGGUAUCGUCAAAAUCGACUUCUGUCAACCGUUUUCCCUCAGGGAAAUGGUAAAGGCGUUCCAAACUCAGCAGACUAAAUUAGCUCUAAGAACUUCACCAGAACGACCUUUAAAAUACACUAUGUCUAAUACGUCUCUUUAUGGUACAGAUGUGGUUGUAGAGGAACAACGUCAAUUGAUUGACAGCAUUGCUCGACACGUUGUGUAUGACUCAUGCAAAUCUAUGCCUAUUAUGUCAACAAAUGUUGUUGCGUUUCUAUUAUUAAAUAAGUUCAGAGAUGGUUGUACAUUGGACAAACUUGUUGAAGCUUUCGAUUCAAUAAGGCAGGAAUUGGAGUUUGGUGACAAGAAUGUAGCGUUCUGCGGAGAGACUGUGGAUAUUAUUAAUCAUGCGCUGCAUAUCUUGGGACCGGGUUUGGUGACGCAACAGCGGCAAGAAAUCACUGAAGUCGUUGACAGCGAUCAGUCCUAUAAAUCGAACAUCGUCAUAGCGAUCCGUCCUGUGUCAAUUCUACCGAAUGUGAUCGAGCUGUCGUACUACAGCAACACUAUGUUGCUAUACUAUGUUAUGGACAGUAUAGUAGUAACUGCUUUGUACGCUGAAUUGCAGUCCCAGCUUAACGAUCCGAUCGCGAUCGCUGAAAAUAAUAUUACAGUACUUCAAAAAAAUUUACUUGAGCGAGCGUUCAAGUUGUGCGACAUUCUUAGGUACGAGUUUAUUUUCUGCAGGCCUUGCCAGGACAUGAGAGACAUAAUUAUCGAAACGAUACAAAAUCUUUCGCAUAAGGGUAUUAUUUCACAGAAAGAGGAAGCUUAUCUAGAGAAUGAACUCUGGAGCAAAAGAUAUGCAAAAAAUUUUGAUGACAGCUCGGACGAGGAAUACUCGAGAGAACGGGAAAUCGACAAAAUUGAAUAUAAACUGAGUCUAUUGCCAGAACAUUCUAGUCAUAUGGAAUUUUUACAUACAAUAUUACGUCCAUUAAUUGAUACAUAUACGUGCAGUGCUUUCAAUUUGAGGAAAUUGGUUAACCGAUCGCUUAAUGAACGAGAAUUAGUUCAAGAAGUAUUGAGCGAAAUUAAAACCAAAGUGGACGGAGGUGCAGUUAGUUAUGGAGAAAGCUUGUGCGUCGAUCCGAUAAAGAACUCCCUUAGGCUUUUUGAAAAAUGGGGUGUCUUGGAGUGCCAUAUGCAAGAAAAUGUUAAAAUUUUUUACUUGAAAGAGGAUUGCGAUACGGAUGCGGCAACGAAAAACGUAUACGAUACCAUAGCAGUUUUCAAGUGGGUCAGAAAUAUGGACUAAAAUUUAUGGACUAAAACUUCUCGUUUCAGUUAGAAAGAGUCUUUAAAUCAUUAUUUUUUAUAUCUUUUAUAAAAGGUCUCAUUGACAUAUGUCGGAUAUAUAUUUUUCAAAUUCAUUAUCGGACAUGUUAAGUACAUAUAACUAUAAAUACAUGUAGUAUAUGUACUAUAAUAUUUAAGUACGUGUAGCUUGUAUAUAGCUUCUUUAAUCGGAGAAAGAAAAAAAAUGCAUCGUUACAGUAUAUCACUUGUGAAUGUUCCUAAAAGCACGCGUGAUUCACAUUCACAAUGAAAUACUUAAGUCCUGUUUUAUUAUAUAGAACUGUACAGUUGCAAAAAUUAAAUGAAAUAGCUUUAAGUUGGUUGUAACAUAAAAUCUUUUUACGGACAAAUAAACAGUACUAUUUACCACAGAAAAA